UCGAACAUAAACCGGGAAACUGUGUUGUCGAUGUUUCUGGAAGAUAUUAAAAGUAAUACAGGAUGGACAUGACGACGUGUUUGAAGUCUCUGCUGUUGGCCAGCCAGCAGUACCGGGACAGCAGGACGGAUCAGCACGCAGCGCAGCUGCAGCGGCAGGUGGAGGAGAUCUCUGGUCUGCAGUGUGACCAGCUGCUGAGCUCCGGCCAGGUUCUGCCCAGAGAGUGUGUGAGCGGGCUGGUGGAGCUGGCUGGAAACCCAAACACCAGUCCCACCCUGACCAGCGCCAUCGUCUCCCUGCUGGCCCAGCUGGCCUGCGAUCGUCCCAGUCGGGAGAUUCUUCACAGCAGCUACAACGUCACCAGCACGUUGGCGGCCAUAAUCCACUGCCGCGGCGGCGCCGCAGGAGAUUCUCUGGUGCUGCAGUGUCUCCAGGUGCUGCAGAAACUGACAUACAACAUGCGCAUCAUCCAGUCCACGAACUACAUCCACGAGCUGGUGACGUUUCUCAUGAGCAGCAUUCAGUCUCACAAUGAAGACGUCCUCCUGCCGUGUCUCGGCCUCAUGGCCAAUCUUUGUCGAGACAACCACUCGGUGCAGACUCACGUCAAGUCCCUGGACAACGUGAAGCAGUUCUAUCGCACACUGAUCAACUUCCUGGCUCACAACAGCCUGACGGUGGUGGUUUUCACGCUGUCCAUCCUGGCCAGCCUCACCAUGAACGAGAAGGUGGGAGAGAAGCUCUUUGACGCAAAAAACAUCCACCAGACCUUUCAGCUCGUGUUCAACAUCAUCGUCAACGGCGACGGUACUCUCACCAGGAAGUACGCGGUUGACCUGUUGGUUGACCUUUUGAAAAACCCCAAAAUCGCAGAUUACCUCACCAGGUAUCGGCACUUCUCAGCAUGCGUGUCUCAGGUUUUAGGUCUGCUGCACUCAAAGGACCCGGACUCUGCAGCCAAGGUGUUGGAGCUUCUCCUGGCGAUGUGCAGCGUCUCGGGUCUGCGAUCGCUGCUGUGCCACGUGGUCUUCAGACCAGCGGGACCUAAACUGGCAGCUGGAGGACGGCAGCAGGGAGCGGGGCUGGACGCUGGGCGGAAGGCGGAGUGUGGUCUGGCUCUGGUGCAGUGGCUGAGCUCGCCGGUGGAGGGAGCUGAAGCUUGUUCUCUGCAGGCCCUGCAGCUGCUGGAGGAACUGCUGCAGGAGUCGCUGGGAGCAGACGGCGUGUCUGAAUGUGCGCUGAGCUUCGUGGAGAUGCUGCUGCCGGUCCUGCUGGAGCUGUUGACGGGCCUGGAUCUGAGCCGAGGAGACGGCCACCUCAGCAGACACUGCCAGCGCGUCACACACGUCACCAGCCUGCUGCUGGUCCUGUGUGCCGAGGACUCCAGCAGAUGUUUAGUGUCCCAUCAGGUGAGCGCUCAGCCCUGCCUCGCCCUGGUGGAGUCCCUCCUGUCCUGUUGUCAUGGCAACAGCCCCGUCACCCACCUGCCGUCUGGCUCCGAUAAUGAUCUCAGUCAGGUGUCGGCAGAGGCUCUUCUGAAAACCCUGGAGCUAAUGAGCAAACUGAGACGGCAGGUGGAGGACAUGGAGACCAGCUUCUACAGGAUGUUACAGGACCAGAGGAUCGUGACGCCUCUUUCCCUGGCGCUGACGUCCCACCGCACAGACCAGGUGCAGACGGGACUCGCCCUCUUGUUUGAGGCUACUCCCCUCCCAGACUUCCCCUCAUUGGUCCUGGGGGAAAGCAUCGCCGCCAACAACGCCUACCGCCAGAGGGAGGCGGAGCUGUCGCCCCGGCGCGUUGCCGGGCAGGACGUGCUGCCUCCCAGGACUAACGGCAGCACGCUGGACUCGUCUCACGCCUCCAGAAGUCUGAACAGUCUGGCUGAGAAGAUGCAGACCGGCUUGGAGCUGCAGGAGCAGAUGAAGGAGCCUCGCGUGUCUGACAUCAUCGAGGUUUAUGAACAGAAACUCGCAGCUUCUGCGUCGAAGGAAAGCCGUCUGCAGGACGUGUUGGAGGCGAAGGCUCUGGCUCUCUCCCAGGCCGACCGGCUCAUGGCUCAGUACCGGUUCCUGCGAGCCCAGGCGGAGGCUGAGGCUCGUCAGCUGGCCGGCUUGUUGAAGGAGGCGGAGCGGCGGCGGGAGGAGCUGCAGGGAGAGCUCAGCUCCCAGGUUCUGGAGGUGGAGAGAUCCCGGGCAGACAUGGAGGAGCUGCUUCAGCACAACGCCCGGCUGCAGAGGGACUCUGAAGAGCACCAGGCCCUCAAGGGAGCCUACAACGCCCUGCUCAGCAGGUUUACUGAGACGGAGCGGCUGCUGAAGGAGCUGCAGACGGCCCACGCCGCUCUCAGCAGGCAGACUGACGCGCUGAGGAAGAACCACGAAGCCCUGCAGCAGCAGCAGGACAGGCUGGAGGAGGUUCUGCAGGGGAGAGAGGCGGAGAUCCAGACGCUCCACUCAGACCUGCAAACAAAGAACACGGACAUCUCAGGUCUGCAGGCUGAGCUCCGAGCUGAGGAGGCCAGGUGGAAGGAGAAGGACAGGGAGAGGAGAGAGCUGGAGCAGCAGCUCAGGAAGGACCUCAGUAAGACGGAGCAGGCCAGGAAGGACGCCAGCAUCAAGGCGUCGUCCCUGGAGCUGCAGAAGAGCCAGCUGGAGACGAAGCUGAAGCAGAGAGAUGACGAGCUGAACAAACACUCGGCCAUGAUCGCCAUGAUCCACAGCCUCAGCAGCGGCAAGACCAAGAGCGACGUCAACCUGUCGCUCUGAGCAGCGUCGGCCUGUCGGGACCAGUCACGCAAAGAAAAGACAAAGAAAAGACUUUGCUCCAUCACCACGGAACAUGGAUUUUAAACUUUUAACAAACUCUCUUAUAUUUACUUAAAAACAAAUAAAUGAUUUAAACUGAA
Molecule: messenger RNA, 2908 nt
Organism: Cololabis saira (Pacific saury)
Lineage: Eukaryota; Metazoa; Chordata; Actinopteri; Beloniformes; Belonidae
Gene: cip2a
Product: cellular inhibitor of PP2A
Exons: 22
Coding region: 63-2768 (901 amino acids)
Source: RefSeq, a predicted model, not a curated record